This is a messenger RNA of Coregonus clupeaformis (lake whitefish), 1652 nucleotides long. RefSeq names its product sorting nexin-21-like. The record is from RefSeq and is a predicted model, not a curated record. Gene Ontology annotation, molecular function: protein binding; phosphatidylinositol phosphate binding. The transcript is spliced from 4 exons. Lineage: Eukaryota; Metazoa; Chordata; Actinopteri; Salmoniformes; Salmonidae. Gene Ontology annotation, cellular component: early endosome membrane. Gene Ontology annotation, biological process: protein transport. Bases 124 to 1323 code for a protein of 399 amino acids.
CGCCCCGAAUUGCGGGACGCAAUGACACUAUUUAAAUAAAUUUGGGUCAGACUCUGAAGCUGCAUAAUGCUGAUGAAAUAGCUAAGGGAGUUUUACGGAUCCAUUAUAACAUGGUCUGCUGGGAUGGCUUCUAAGCUCAUGGACAGACUGCGACGGACACUGUUCAAAGAAGGAGAAGUAGUCUCUAAGGAGCCAAUUGUUGUAACAGAGGAAAGCUUCCCAGAGAGUUCUGAGUUAGAGGACGAUACAGAGUGUCUAUCAGAGCGGCUUGGGGGAACACUCUGCUUUGAUGGGGAGAGUGCCCUGGAAUCAGAAGAUCCAGGUGAGGCCUCAGGACCAGACAGUGAUUCAGACUACCUUGGAGAGUCCAUGGAGGAUGGAUUCAGCAGCACAGACACCAGCCCAGAGGGCCCGUCUCCUGGAGGCUCAUCCCUGCUCACACGUCAGCUGCAGGAGAGCUGGAGGAGCUUACGAAGCCGCAGUGUGCCUCAGAAGCUGGUGUUUGAAGUGACUGAUGCCAGUGUGGUGCAAGAGAGUUCCUCCAAGUAUGUGCUCUACACCAUCCAUGUGAUUCAGUCUGGGAUGUUUGAUGAAACCCCCGCCGCCAUCACCCGGCGAUACACCGACUUUAAGCGCCUGCACAGCUGCCUUCGCCGUCGUCACAGGGACGACAUGGAGCGAGUCGGUUUCCCCCGCAAGAAGCUGCGUAAAAACUUUGUGGCUGAGACCAUUGCCAAGCGUAGCCGGGCGUUUGAGCAGUACCUGACCCACCUGCACUCGCUGGCUGAGCUGCGGCGCUCGCCCACCUUUCUGGAGUUCUUCUACCUGGGUGACCUGCAGGCUGGCCAGAUGCUUAUGCGUGUGGGCCGUUACCAGGAGGCCCUGGGCCCUCUGCUCAAUGGCCUGAGGCUCCAGGAGAAGCUAGGCUGUGAGCAGCAGGCAAAGCAGCAGCCCCAUCACCAGCAGGGCACCCACUGGCUCUUCACCCUGUUGGCCCUGGUGACCUGCUUCCAGGAGCUGGAGCAGCUGGGGGAGGCCCAGGUGCACUGUGACCGAGCCCUGAGGGUCCUGGCUCCCUCACCGGAGGCCUUGCAGCAACACCACUUCCACCCACUGCUCAUUCCUCUCCUCCAGACCAAUGUCAGACUGUCAUGGAAGAUCUCUAAGGAUAAGCGGCAGUGGGAGGUGCUGCUGCAGGAGAUCCAGGACUCUGGGGCUGAUGUAGGGAACCAGCCCAGCCUGAAGGAGUACCUGAUGAAGGAGACCCUGGUGGAGAGCGAGGGAGACGCUAAAACCAAGAUCAAAAGGGACGACACCACUUAACACAAAGAUAAUGGUGCUCAUAGUUAUGAGGAAAGCACUUCAUGUAACCUAGUAAUGGGGGAUUUGGUCUUUGGUCUCUUGACAUGUAUUUUCCACAGCACUCUAGAGGAGUCCGUGAACUGUUUCUGACAUUCUAAUGAAUACACUCAACUGACCAAGUCAUGCACAAUAAGCAGAAAACAAUCACACGUUAUAGAUUGUCUAUAAGUAUUUGCUUGGAUUGUUUUACCUUGUAAAUUGAAAACACUUAAGUAAUUUUUAUCCACAUUAUAUUUGAUAGUUGCUUUGAAAGAAAUACAACUUUUUAUUAAAUGUGUAUUUUUCCAAAA